UGUCCACACUUGUAGUUUCUCACACCAAAACAUUAGAACAGAAGUGAAUUUAAAAGAAAAAAAAAUGAAGAAGCAAGUUUGUUCGAGUGUCUUUCUUCUCAUUCUUCUCAUUUGCGUUCUUUUUCUUUUCCUAAGUGCUGAAGCUCAAGCCUGCAGGCCUAGUGGGAGGAUAAGAGGGAAAAACCCUCCACCAGGGCAGUGCAACCCAGAAAAUGACUCUGAUUGUUGUAAAGAUGGCAAGUGGUACACAACAUACAAAUGUUCACCGCCUGUGUCAAGCAAUACAAAAGCAACACUGACACUUAACAGCUUUGAGAAAGGCGGGGACGGUGGUGCACCAUCCGAAUGUGACAACCAAUACCACUCGGAUGAUGACCCUGUGGUGGCACUUUCAACAGGGUGGUUCAACCACAAAAAGAGGUGUUUGAAGCAUAUCAACAUCCAUGGCAACGGAAAAAUUGUGAGGGCUAAGGUUGUGGAUGAAUGUGAUUCUACAAUGGGAUGCGAUUCUGACCAUGAUUACCAGCCUCCUUGUCCUAACAACAUUGUUGAUGCUUCAAAAGCAGUUUGGAAGGCUCUAGGAGUGCCUGAAAGCGAUUGGGGCGAAAUGGACAUCUACUGGUCUGAUACUUGCGAUUCUAAUGGCAGUAUAGAAGGGACAACGCCUCCACCAGGUCAAUGUAACCAAGAAAAUAACGCUGAGUGUUGUGUAGAAGGCGAAAUUUACACAACCUACGCAUGUUCACCACCGGUCUCAGCCAAUACACCGGCUACACUGACUAUUAACAGCUUCCAGCAGGGUGGGGAUGGCGGCGGCCCGUCAAAAUGUGACAAUCAGUUUCACUCGGACAAUGAACCUGUGGUGGCACUCUCAACAGGUUGGUUCGGCCAGAGAAGUCGUUGCAAUAAGUUUAUUAAUAUCAAUUGGAAUGGUAUCAGUGUGAGGGCUUUGGUUGUCGAUGAAUGUGACUCUCAGUUGGGGUGUGAUGCUGAGCAUGCUUACCAGCCUCCAUGCCGCAAUAAUAUUGUUGAUGCCUCAAAAGCAAUUUGGACAGCUUUGGGAGUGCCUGAAAGCGAGCAGGGUGAACUAGACAUUACCUGGUCUGAUGCUAUUUGAUCAUUUUCACCCUAUGUAAAAUAUCUUCUGUAUUAGAAUAAAGGUUUCUUCGGUGUAUCAGAUUAUGGUUUAAGUGUAACCAUGCUAUAUAUGUGAUUCAUACAUAAAGAGUUGACCACUAACUAUUUGCUUUGUUGAUGAUGGUUAUAUAAAUCAGUUUGCUAUACUUGGCAUCUCAUUGCAUCAAAAUCACCAUUAUUAUUGAUUAUCGAGUCUUGUCAGUUAGUUGUUCAUGGAAAAUGUUCUAAAUUUGGUAUCAGGACGGUAAAAUUGUUUGAUACAUAUAGCAAAAAAGCAGAUGCCUUCAUCGAUGAAUAUGCAACCAGAUCAAAGCCCAAUAUUGCAUGUUUUUCUCACAUUAGACAUUAACACCUGCAAGAAUCUUAUGACCAAAUUAUUUAUUUAUUUUUGUGAGUUGUUACGGCAAUGGUCCCCACUGUCAGAUUCUAGAAUCUCUGUCUUAUUAUGCUCAUCACAUUCCAGUCCUGAAGCAGAAACAAGAUACCUUCUUGCUUGUAUAGUUCAAUUUAUACUGUUUCAAAUUGUUGAUUUCAAUGUCAAAGUCAUCCUCUUUAGCUAUAUAUUCUGGCAGCUCUGCAUUAUUUCCAAUUGAAGUACAGAUAUUUAAAUUUUACUGGCAGACAGAUAUUGGAACAUGAUGGUUUUUAACCCUGUUAUGG
Messenger RNA from Durio zibethinus, 1797 nucleotides. The record is from RefSeq and is a predicted model, not a curated record. Lineage: Eukaryota; Viridiplantae; Streptophyta; Magnoliopsida; Malvales; Malvaceae.